GGACCUUUUACUGCGGUCCUUCUUGGCAUAGAUACAAAAGACGCCGAAACUUGGUAGGGUUUUAGUGUGGUUUGUACUGUGGCAUUCUUUGGAUCCCUCGAUAAUGUGUGUUGCUUUGGUCAUACAUAUCGAAUCAAUGUGAAGAGAACAAUGGACUGACACAGUCUCCAGUCAUCAUGUCUCACCCCAAGCCACGAAAACCAAGGCCUCUGGGAUCAUUACGUCAGAUCUCCAAAAACAGCCCCGAGAAACUCCCAACCAUCCCUCGUCUUCCAGUAAUCUCCACCGAUACAGAGAAACUGAAAGAAGGCAUUCAUGGGAAUGCCAUGACAGUACCUCCUCCUUCUCAACCUGAAACUGCCCGGAGCAGGCCUCCAACAGACGACCGGCCGAAGUCGGACAAAAAACCACCAAAAUCUUCUGGUUCCUCCGGAAGUGCAGUCUCGCACGAGAGCUGUGAGAAGGAAAUCAAAGAUGGUCUUAACAGGGAGAAGGACCUGAAAGACCAGGUGUCGGCCUUACAGAAGCAGAUCGCGGAGCUGAAGAUUGCACUGAGGGGGAAAGAGAAUGAGAACACGGCACUACAGGACAGACUAGAAACACAGGAGAAGGAACAUGAAAGCCGACUGGAUGAGGAGAGAGCUGACCACGACAAGACUCGAACCUCUUUGCAAGGCACCCGCGAGGAACUAGGGCAAGCUCACGAACGGAUUGGUCGAAUGGUUGGGGAACACAGAGAAGAGCUGGAGGCUCUCAAAACCGAGUUGGAGCAACAACUAAAGGAUGCCAUUGCUUCUAAAGACGCUGAAAUCUCUGACAAAGAUAAAAAACUGUCUAGGUUGAAGUCACAAAUGGCCGACGCCUUGAAGGGAAACUCUUGGGAAAGGCAGCAGCAAUUGGAGGAAUUGACAAAAGAAUUGUCCCGCAUGCAAGAGGAGAGCGACACGCUACGCAUGAAGAUCAAGGCUUUGAGUAAAAAUAAACAGGGCAGCUGUGGAAACUGUGAGGAUAGCUUAAGUAAAGUCACAAAACUGCAAGCUCAGCUGAAGGAGCGGGACCACACUGUGCGGGAACUGAAGGCACUGUGUAGCAAGUUUGAAUCCCAGCUCAGCACCCAAGACAAACUGCUGGAGCAGUGGGCAGUCUCACACGGACACAAGAUUACAGCCCCCAAGUGAUCGCCCUAAGUUUUGGAGGACACGGGGGCAAACAUGAAGAAUGAACAGCCCCAUUGUGAUCCUGAGUGCUCACACAAGCCCCGACAUGCUGUCCUUGUCUGCUAAUUAAACAGACACAUAGAGACGCACGCCUUUGAUGGGGAAGGGGUUGAUAUUUAUGUUUGCUGAUUCUAAUAGCACAGUAUGAAUGCUGUGUUUUGAAGUAUCAUAGUUUCGGGGGGGGGGGGGGGGGCAGCCUUAUGAGAUAGGUGAGGUAGUGUCAUUCCCAUGGGUGAAGAUGUAGUUUUACUUCUCGCAAUAGGAACUAGGAAAAACACAGGCUAUAUUGGAGUUAGUGGCAGCAAAACUACAACAUAUCUUGUUCCCACCUCGAUCAAUCAUACUCACCCCUUGCACACACCCAUCUGCGUGCCUAAAUAUCAUUGCUCAAUAGUUUCCACUUGCAACCGGAUAUGGUCAGGUUUUUUCUUAUACAGUGGAACUCGAAUUCUACGAGGUCGCCGGGCCUGACCUAAAAUCUCGUUGAAUCCAAGUGUUCGUUAU
Molecule: messenger RNA, 1721 nt
Organism: Aplysia californica (California sea hare)
Lineage: Eukaryota; Metazoa; Mollusca; Gastropoda; Aplysiida; Aplysiidae
Product: myosin-9
Exons: 7
Coding region: 177-1178 (333 amino acids)
Source: RefSeq, a predicted model, not a curated record